AUGAGGAUCAAAACUCGCAUAGCUCUAAACACACUUAUGAUGUACAAUCUCAACGAAAAAACGAUAAAAUUGCAGGUAUUUAUUCUGUCAGUAACGACCGAAAAACACGCGAAAGAAGAUACGUCGGAUAAUAUAACCUCGAUACUGCUGAAAACUUAUGAAAGUAAGAUGUAUGACGAAGACGAUACUUCUCAACCUACUUCAUGUACUGCUCCUAUAAUUCCCACUGAAGCUACACGUAAGAAAAAGAGAAGAAAGAGAUCUCAAAUAACGAUUUGUCUUACGAAUUGUCGUUAUGAAUCAAUACGAAAAGUAGCUAGUGCAUUUGGUAUGCGCGAAGUAUCUGAAGACGAAGCUUGGAAUUUUUAUUGGACCGACAUGAGCGUUUCUGUUGAACGAGCUAAAGAGAUGAAAAGAUUUCAACGUAUCAACCACUUUCCUGGAAUGCUUGAGAUUUGCAGGAAAGACUUGUUAGCUAGAAAUUUAAAUAGAAUGCAAAAGAUUUAUCCGAAAGAGUACAGUUUUUUUCCGAAAACGUGGUGUUUGCCUGCUGAUUUUGGGGAAGCUUUAAAUUAUAGCAAGUCACGCAAGAAUAAAACAUUUAUAAUAAAGCCGGAAUGCGGUAGUCAGGGGCGAGGCAUAUAUCUUACCAAAUCUUUAAAAGAUAUCAAACCCACCGAUAAACUUAUUUGUCAGGUUUAUUUAUCAAAACCAUAUCUCGUGGAUGGUUAUAAAUUUGAUAUCAGAGUAUAUACACUUAUAACGUCUUGCGAUCCUCUUAGGAUUUUUGUGUAUAAUGAAGGUCUCGUCAGGUUCGCGACGAGUCGUUACGCGGACCCUAAUGCAAACAAUACGACCAACGUGUUCAUGCAUCUCACGAACUACGCACUCAACAAGCACAGUCGAACUUACGUGUACGACUCCGAAGCGGGAAGCAAGCGGAAAAUAUCGACAUUGAAUAAAGUUCUGCUAUCGCAAGGCGUAGAUCUUGACCAGUUGUGGCACUCCAUAGACCAAGUGAUCGUGAAGACCAUCAUAUCUGCUUGGCCCAUACUUAAGCACAGCUACCACGCCUGUUUUCCGUCGCAUGACAUGGUUCAUGCUUGCUUCGAGAUACUGGGCUUUGAUAUUCUUCUGGACCAUAAGCUUCAUCCUUAUAUUUUAGAAGUAAAUCACUCUCCAAGUUUUCAUACAGACACGCAACUUGAUCGGGAAGUAAAGGAGAGCUUGCUAACUGACACAUUUACCAUGCUAAACAUCUGGCAGUGUGAUAAAAAGCGUGUUCUGGAAGAAGACCGUAAGAGAAUAAGAGAAAGGCUGCUACAGACAAACAAAUUUGCUGAGUAUACACCAAUGGAAGAAAAAGAAUCAGAAAGAAGUCCUUGGCAGACUCAAAUUCAGUGGGAAGAAACACAUUUGGGUAACUUUAGACGCGUGUACCCUGCGGGUGCGCAAUAUGCAGCACUGUUUCAGCAACCUGCAGGGUCACUGUACGCAGGAACAGCAGCAUCACGGGCACGUGGAGAUUACACAAGAGUCCAACGAGAGGAGUUCCAGCAAACGAAAGAAAAGGCGGAGGCCUUGAAGAAGCCUUCACAACCGAAGCCUAAAGAGGGUGAGAAGAAGGACAAGCAAGAAGAUGGGACUGGGGCUACAAAUAGUAAUGAUGAUAAGAUAAAACCACGUCCAAAAGAAGUCAAACGCAAGGAAAAAGAGAAAGAAGACAAAGGAAAACUCGUCGCCAAGUCUUCUCUGGCCCAACAAUCGCUAUCUAAAAAGGUCACUACGCCAGAAGAAAAAGAAACAAAACCUCCAUACGUGCUGUGUUCGUACGAGCCUGACCCCAUCGUGGAAAAAGAAGAAAGAGAACGCGUGAACCUACUAGCGCAGCGUGAUUUCCUCAUACGGAGUUAUGGCAUGCUGGAACAGAUUUACUUGGUAAUGAAAAAAAUGGGUACCUUAAGGCCUGAAGAUGAAAGAAAGUAUGGCGUUUAUGGCCGUCUAUCAGUAGUGUCCCAUUCUCCAAAGAAACUGAUGUAAUAAACACUAUUACAUUUGAUUUAGAAUAUGGAUAUGCUCAAAGAGAAAAGAUAAAAAAAAUUAAGUAGCUGCAGAAGCCUGAAGUAAAGCAGUCAAUUAAUAAAAAUAAAAGAAAAACGGUUAGUUUUGUUCUUGUUAACCAAAGGAACAGAUUUUUGUCGAUCCAUAACAAAAGAAUCCUUCGUUGUCUGGAUUAGUAUUGAUUGUUUAGUUCUAUAUUAACCAAUUUCAAACAUGUCUCGUCCUGAGCGGCAAAUGAAGACAUCACAAGGAAACCUUAGAAAUAUUAGAAGAAAUAAUUCAGAUUAUAACACAGUUCACAAUGAAGAAUCCCAGUUUAAUACCUUAAUUUUUAGGACGCUAAAAGUUCAUUUAAAAUUUCUAGUUUUAUUAUUUUUGGAAGUUAUACUGUUACAAUGUGACGUCAUUAAUACGUAUGCGCAAUGUUUGUAAAAAGAAGUAUUUUGAAUAAAAAAUCUUAUUUACAGAUCGAAUUGUACUGAAGCGAAUGUUUAAUGAAAACUCUCGUAACUUUUAAUUUUCAAACACUUUUAUUAAAAUUGAUAUAUGUA
Molecule: messenger RNA, 2612 nt
Organism: Melitaea cinxia (Glanville fritillary)
Lineage: Eukaryota; Metazoa; Arthropoda; Insecta; Lepidoptera; Nymphalidae
Product: tubulin polyglutamylase TTLL13-like
Exons: 16
Coding region: 1-2040 (679 amino acids)
Biological process (GO): protein polyglutamylation; microtubule cytoskeleton organization
Cellular component (GO): cilium
Molecular function (GO): tubulin-glutamic acid ligase activity; tubulin binding
Source: RefSeq, a predicted model, not a curated record